This is a messenger RNA of Micromonas commoda, 807 nucleotides long. RefSeq lists its product with no specific name. The record is from RefSeq and is a predicted model, not a curated record. The transcript has 2 exons. The annotation marks the transcript as partial. Lineage: Eukaryota; Viridiplantae; Chlorophyta; Mamiellophyceae; Mamiellales; Mamiellaceae.
CGAGACGCGACGUCCUUCGUGCUCGGAUGCGUCAGCAUCGUGGCGUGGGGGGUGGCGGAGCUGCCGCAGAUUGUGGCGAACUGGCGAAACCGGAGCAGCGAGGGGGUCUCCCUGGCGUUCAUCGCCACGUGGCUCACCGGCGACGCCUUCAACCUCGUCGGGUGCGCGGUGUCCCCAACCUUACCCACGCAGCUGUACACCGCGAUGCUCUACACGUCCACCACCGUCGUGCUCGUCGUGCAGCACCUGCACUACAACAACCGCAAGAGGGAGACGGAAGGCGCCGAGGACGUCCACGGGCGAUCGCCCCGCCUCGGCGACAUCGAGAACGGCGAAUGCGACGUCUGGAACGACGACGCGGCGCGCGGGACGGACGCGAGGCCGCUGCUGGGUCGCCAUCGCCGCGACGCGAGCGGCGACGCCAGCGACGACGAGAACAAAUCCUCCGCAUCCGCCGCCGCGUUCGAAUCGGCGUCUAGAAGGUUACUGGAGACGUCGUCCGAGUUCAUCAGGGCGCCGCUGGUGAGAGCCCCGACGUGGCUCGGACCCGCGCUGGGCUGGACGAUGACCGCCAUCUACCUCUCCGGCAGGGUGCCGCAGAUUGCGCGGAACCACGCGAGGGGCAGCGUGGAAGGUUUGAGCGUCUCCAUGUUCGCGCUCGCCGUCGUCGGCAACGCGACGUACUUGGGGAGCAUCCUCGCGAGGUCCACGCGUUGGGUCACCAUCGCGCCGAACAUGCCGUGGAUCGUGGACGCGGGAAUGUGCCUGGCGAUGGACGCGGUGAUACUGGCGCAGAGCGCGUGGUAC